CAGUCAAAACAAGAUGGCGGCGUACAUGAAAGUUCGAGGGGUGUAUUUGUCUUGAAUAGUUUCGUCUCUGUCACUUCACGAUAAUUACACAUCAUGGGCCUGACAUAUCUCUUUCUGUAUGGCUGUAUCAUUGCAGUUUGUAUUCUCGUCCUGUCAAAAAUUUGUGCUGGUAUUCUGUCCAAAGUACUGAGCCAUCUCUUAAAGAAAGAUGUGAGCAUUGACUACAUUGGCUUCUUCUCUCUCAAGAAUGUCUCUGUACAGCUGCACAAAAGCAGUGUGGUUCUUGAUGACAUUUGGAUAUCCUGGCGACUUUUCAACCCCAGCCAAAACUACCGGAUGGCAUUGCACCUGGGUGACGUGAGGGUGCGUGCUGAAAUGCAGAACGAUCAAGAAAGAACUCCACAACCCGAGAGGGGUGAAAAAUCUGUCAAGUCUGGUAGAAAAGGAUCAUCAUUCCUGAAUUCCAGCUAUUUCAUAUCAGGAAUUCGGUUCCUUACAAAGAUGAUGUGUCUGAAAGUGGAAGCCUUGAACAUCAUGUUACUGAAUGCUAUGGGAACAGACUCAUUACUGCAUGUCACCAUCAAGAACAUAUCACUGGCUGGCGCCGCACUCACAGAGCAAGUUAUCGCGACUGAUCUGGAAGUGCAGCAGAUAUCACUCCGAAUGCUUCGCAGUGCUAACUCAGAUGCAGGAGAGCAGUCCCACACCGCACAAGCCUCCACCAGCCUGAAAGUAUCCCUGCAGCUGGACUUGAUCCUGAAGAAAAUCCUGGGUAUUUCUGUCAAUGUUGGAAGCCCAAGAGUGUCAUUACUAGAUGGUUUCAUGACACAGAUUCUUCCAACAUUUCCCAGGAAGACAGCACCUAGUGACCCACAAGAGCAUAGAGAGCUACAGCAGCAGAAACCUUUUGAAGAAAAACUCAGAGCUGUUAUACAAAAACUACCGAGGGAUGCCAAGUUACAGAUUGACGAUAUUGACUGCCAAGUUAUGAUCCAGAGUGAACAAAGGCGCCUAACUUUAACAACCAAGCAGCUCUUAGUAACCGCUGAUGUCGACAGUGACAAGCUGAUAUCAUGCACCAAGACCAAAGAUCUCUUGUUGCCAGGAAUCUCCUGCUUGCUCAAGCUUACAGAUGUUCAGAUGAAUAAUAUGCAAUCUCUGAAGCUACUUUCACUGAAUGACAUAUCCGUGUCACUACAGCUACGUGAGACUGGUGUAUACUCAGACCUGGCCCUGAGGCAUUGUCAUGUCCUCUACCAUGACGAAGAGAUGAUGUUUUGGUUGACAACCAUCCAGGAACAAAUAAAACAGCGCAAGGCAAGACAGGGAAUUGUUAUCCCUACAAGACCCACAAUUGUCAGCCAUCCAGAACCUCCAAAAGCAUCAGGCACAUCAAGUCUCCUCCAGGAGUUCACUUUGCCCUUUGACCUGACCCUUGACCUGAGUGACAUGUCAGGUCACAUGACAUGGCCCAAUGCUCCUGACUGUGCUGUUACCAUAGCAACAUUGAAGACUGGCACAAGAAUCACAUCGGAUUCAGGAUCAACUCCAAAGAAGCCACUCAGAUAUAUUAGGUGCAAUAUGCAAGGAGAUCGUAUCUUCUGUCAGGUUGGUGAUGCUGUCCGUACUCCCAAUGGAGUCACGAUGUCCUCCAGACACACAUGGGGCACACCAUUAGCCAUCAACAACAUCAAAAUGAAGGUGAAUUUCACACCUUACUCUAUUGACGUGGACGGUGCAGUGAACUCCUUACAGCUUGAGUCUUGUCUGGAGCUACACUCCGUCGUGGAGCACAUCUUAAAGGUCACUCGGGGUCAGGAGGUCAAAGGUCAAGGCUCGGAGAGGCAGAAGGUCACUGUGGAGGCUGGAUUAGGUCCCAAGCACCGGACCCAGAGAGUCAAUUUGAGACUUAGCGACUUCAAUGCCUUCGUCUGCAGUGACUUGAAAGAACGCAUCAUGUUAAGAGUUGACAGCGUGGAGGUUGACUCGGAGUCUGAAGGGAACUCAACUGCAGUCGUCAUGGGAACCAAGUUACUUGUAGUUACAAAAGACAGCAAGGUCAUUGAUUGUGUAGCGUACAUGUCACUUCCUGAAGCAAUACUUGAUGUGACUCUGAUCAACCUGAAAUAUACAGCAGCAUCAAAGACAUUGAAUGCUGUGAUUGAGGAGACCUGUUGUGCCCGCUGGAAUACCACGAAUCACAUGACCAUGUACCAUCACAUCAAAGAGGUUGCCUUGUUUGGCCUGAAGGUCAAAG
Molecule: messenger RNA, 2257 nt
Organism: Patiria miniata (bat star)
Lineage: Eukaryota; Metazoa; Echinodermata; Asteroidea; Valvatida; Asterinidae
Product: protein KIAA0100-like
Source: RefSeq, a predicted model, not a curated record